Molecule: messenger RNA, 787 nt
Organism: Capsaspora owczarzaki ATCC 30864
Lineage: Eukaryota; Filasterea; Ministeriida; Capsasporidae
Exons: 3
Coding region: 39-560 (173 amino acids)
Source: RefSeq, a predicted model, not a curated record
UUUUUUCAGUUUUCUUUUCAUUCUCCCAUAUCACAAGAAUGUCUCUCAGUGGCGGCGCCGUCUUUGUUCUGAUAGUGCUCGGCAGCAUUGCGCUGUACAUCAUCGGCGGCAUGUCGUACCGGCGCUGCGUUGUUGGCGCGCGUGGCAAGGAAAUGUUCCCCAAUCUGCCCUUCUGGCGCAAAGUCGGCUCGUUCAUCAAGGAAGGGUUUGAAUAUACACUGCUGUGUAUCGCAAACCGCCACAAGGAAGCGGCGGUGCGCUAUCACGGGCUGGACGACGAGGAAAACCACCUGCCUGGCCUUGACGACGAGAACGACUAUGACGCCGACAAUGCUGAAAUCCGCGCUCGACCCAUCCCCUCGAGCCUACCUGCACCUUCGCCAGCUGCGUCAGUCGGUGUGCGCCAACCCUCGCAAGCACCGAGCUUGCCCGUCCCCGCCGCCACCGCCGCCGCCGCCGCCGCCCCGUCUGUCCCACCAGCAACGAGCGCGGCGCUCAAUUCGACUCGCGGAUUUGAUGUCGGCGACGAUGACGACGACGAAAAGCUCGUCAGUUUCUAGAUCUAACGUACUCGGUUGAUCUGUAUCAGCAAUUGUGAUUUUCUUUCUGCCUGUAUUUUCCAUUGUUUCUUUUAUUUUUUUUCCUUUUCAGCUUGUGGGUGUCUGUGCUCUCUUCAUGGCACGUUCUUCUUGUUGUAUUGCUUGUGAACGCUUCAGUGGUGACCAACAAGGGUUGUUCGUUGAUUGCAGAUCGAUAAUCGAUAAAGUACAGUAAAUGUACAUCUUCA